Plectropomus leopardus (leopard coralgrouper) is the source of this 2617-nucleotide messenger RNA. NCBI's taxonomy places the organism in Eukaryota, Metazoa, Chordata, Actinopteri, Perciformes, Serranidae. The record is from RefSeq and is a predicted model, not a curated record.
GAUGUCUUCAGAUGUCCCUCUCAGCUGCGUCAACAGUCCGUCUGAUCAGAGGAAACGUCCGACUGAGCAAACUGUUUUCAUCACUUCAUGGCCUCUCCUCCCUCUAACUCACCUGACCACUCACCGCACCUGCUGUCAUUCAGCCGCGAGUCUCCGCCCCCGGUGACGUCACGGGCCAACCUGAGUUUCAGGAUUUGUGACAGAAACGCGUCGAGCGGCUGACAGAAAGCAGCAUGGCGAUGGCGGAGGCGGCGGCGGUUCCGGAGCUGUUCUCAGAGCAGGAGCUGACCUGCUCCAUCUGCCUGGAUCUGUUCGACAAGCCCGUCUCCACCCCCUGUGGACACAACUUCUGUCAGGCAUGUAUUGGCGGUUACUGGGCGUCCAGUUCCGUGUGCACGUGUCCUCUCUGUAAACGCCAGUUUGAUGAACGUCCUCAGCUCAGCGUCAACAAAGUCUUCGCUCUCAUCGCAGACAAAUACAAAGUGGCUCGUUAUGGCGCUGCAGGGUUACCGGUCAGGGACGGACCGCUGGAGAUGACGGGCGCUGUGGCAACGAACGCUGCAGAUGGCGGCGGCACUAACCCAUUUGUGACGGCGUCCAGUGAGGAGGUGGUGUGGUGUGACGUGUGCACGGGCGUUAAAAAGCCCGCCGUCAGCUCCUGUCUCACCUGCACCGCCUCCUACUGCACUGAGCACGUGCAGCCGCACCAGACCACGCCCUUCUAUGCCAAACACCCACUGAUGGACCCCUUGGAGGCCCUCAGGGGCCGCACCUGCCAGACACACCGCCUGCCUGUUUACUGUCGGACAUGUCAGCGCUGCAUCUGUGCCAUCUGCGUCCUGGAGGAACAUCGGACUCACAAAACCGUCUCGGUGCAGACGGAGAGACUCGGCAAACAGAAACAAGUGGCGAGGACGGAGCAGGAGAUCCUGAACCGGAUCAAAGAGAAGGAGAUCCAUGUGAUGGGGCUCAAGAGGAGGCUGGAGGGAGUCAAGAGCUAUGCAGACGGCGAGCGCGGCGAGGUGGAACGCCUUCUGGACGAAGUGUCCGCCGCGUUGGACAGGAUCCGGUCUCAGGUGGUGGGCGGGAUCCAGAACCAGCUGGAUGCCGUGAUGUCGAAGGGGGAGGGGCUGGUGAGCCGUCUGGAGACGGAGCUUAGCCAGCUGAUGGACAGGAGAGCCACGCUUGAGGUCCAGGCCAUCAGUCAGGACCACAUCGGCUUCCUGCAGAGUUUCGAGGAGGCCACAGCUCCUCUGGAGGAGGAGCAGCAGGACGAGGUGGACGAGGACUCCGAGUUCUCGCUGCACUUCCAGCUAGGGGACGUGAAGAGCUCUCUGUCUGAGGUCAAGGACAAGAUGGACGACAUUAGGAUGGUGGAGAUCCAGCCCCGGGGGUCCAGGGGGUCCGUGUCGUCAGGUGACCUGAUGGUGGCAGAGAGCAUGCUCAGUCUGAGAGGAAGCACGGCCAGCCUGAGGAAGAGUCAGUGGUCUCUGAGAGACAUGAAGAAGAUGAAGCCGGUCUCAGGACACAAAAAGGCUCGAGUCUACACGGAGGACGUGACGUUGAACCCGGUGACGGCGUACCCGUUCCUCAUCCUGUCUGAGGACAGGAAGCAGCUGAAGCGUGGCGAGAAGCUGCAGUUCUACAGAAACAGCCAGCAGCGCUUCGACGUCUGGUCCUGCGUCCUCGCCAAGGAGAGCUUCAGCACCGGACGCCACUACUGGGAGGUGUCUGUCGGUGAGAGUAAGGACUGGAAACUGGGCGUGGUCACUGAGUCAGCGCCCAGGAAAGGCCUGUUUGACAUGAGUCCCUCUAACGGAUACUACGCCAUCUGGUGGAGCGGCAGCCAGAUGAGAGCGCUCACCACACCCCCCCUCACCAAGGUGAAGACUCCUGCGAAGCUGCGUCAGGUGGGCGUCUUCCUGGACGUGGAGGAGGGUCAGGUGUCCUUUUAUAACGUCAAGUCGGGCUCAGAGAUCUACAGCUUCACCGGAUCCUCCGAGUUCACCGAGAGGAUGUUUCCUCUGCUGGGGACGGGAGACAAAGAGGUCCCCCUCGUCCUCAUGACCACACAGCACCAACUGGCAUGAGGGACCAAGGACGGGACCAGAGGGGGACACAGGCCGAGACACGGGGGUCCACAUCUGAGAAUAAUAGAGUGGACAGAGACGGAUGUUGGAGGACGUGGAGAUGUCCAGCGGGACAGAAACUGAAUCUGAGCGGAGACCAAACAGGUUCCAGUUUCACAGACGAGGAAACAAAUGGCGCUGCAUCGCUGUGACAAAACAAAUGUUUACUUAGUUUAUCGUUACAAAGAGUUUAAUCGUAAAACAAAUCAAAAUAUCUAUAAUCAAUAACUAAAUAAAGAAAAGUAUACAUAUAACAGAGUGAACUUUGUGUAAUAAUAAAUCUUUAAAACUCAUAAAACACAAAAAUUGUCAUCAUAAUAACAGACAUUUAUUUUAGGGUUGACUUUGUAUUUAAUGUCACUUUUAAUAACAGUGGAGUUGACUCCGCCCCCUCACCUGUCAGCCAGUGGUGAUGAUUCGCUGAUGUCUCACCUGUAUGAGCAAAUCUGUAACAAAAACAGCAAUAAUAAAAAUAAAGACAAACGUCA